GGGGCUUGAGCGAUGACGCGGCACGUUGACGUACGUGUACGUUCUCGGGGAAACAUGUCGGCAUCUCAGACAACGACUAAGGAUCAUCCUAAAAAUGAUGACACAGAAAUACCAACAGAGUCAAUUGCAGGACCAAGUCAAGUAAAGGAAGAUAAUGUUGCCUUUACCACAUCUGCUGCUGAUGCCAACAAAGUUCAUCCCAUGGAUGGUGCAACGUCAUCGGUGCCGUUGCAAAAGCCUGGUAAGGAGGAUGAAGACAAGAGGUCCUUUACCCCCUCCCCAUCGAAUAAACCUGCUGCAGGACACGCAGUGAAGUCCAUUUCUUCAUCAUCUUUAUCAUCGUUGUCCUCCUCUCCUUCCACCUCUUCAUCGUUGUCCCCUGGUCGGGCGAAGAUGAGCGUUUCAGGCCCCACUAACAGUAAAUCCAGCUUCCCGCCUGCUCCUUCUUCCUCCUCUUUCUCCUCUGCCGCAGCUUCGUCCUCUCCUUCAGUCUCCCCUGGUCCACCAAAGAUCCACAGGGCCCGCAAGACCAUGAACAGACCUCCGCCGGGACAGCUCAGAAACAUUAAGGCUCCUGGUGCGUCUGUGACCCCCUCAGGAUCCUCACCCUGCCUCUCUCUGGACUCCGAAACUGCUGCAAAAAAGAGAAAACUGGGUCUUCUAUCAGCCAACACACCCGAGAAGUGUGAAAACAUUCCCGACAAUGUCCAAACUUUGGAAGAAACAUUAUUCCAUAAAAAAGUGGAUUCUGUCACGGAGACGGCUUUAGUUAAGAGCAAUAGCUGUGGGAUAAAGCCAGAGGACGAGGGCAAGAAAAUCACACAAGAUUUUGGAAAGCGUGAAAACAGGGAACAAUCACAUCAACAAGCCAAGGACACCAAAGAUCAUAGUUUGGAGUCUGAAACAAUCAGCCAGAAUACAAAUGGCACCGAAGAGUCUUCGUGGCUGCUGUCAGAUCAGGACAAAAAGGGAAUUGAUUUGGUGGAAACAGAGGAAGCAGAAAGGCCUGGAGAGUACACAGAGGUUCCCUUGGGUGCUCUGGACAUCGCAGCUGCCGACAGUCUGACUCUCUCUCCUCCUGCCGAGGGAAGCGAUGCGGGCGACACAGAGCGGCUGGAGGAGCUUCCUCUGUGCAGCUGCAGGAUGGAAGCUCCUCGCGUCGACAGCACGAGCCACGGCGUCAGCAGACAGUGUAUGGCCACUGAAAGUAUCAAUGGAGAGCUGCGCGCUUGCACCAACUGGACCAUUAAAGGAGAGACGAUGCGACCGUCCAGCCGGGUGUCCCUCAUGGUGCUCUGUGACGUCCACCGCUCACACAUGGUCAAACACCACUGUUGUCCUGGUUGUGGAUACUUCUGCAUAGCAGGAACUUUUCUCGAGUGCUGCCCAGACCAGCGCAUUGCUCACCGUUUCCACCGGGGUUGUGUGACGGUGCUGAGCGGCGGGCGCAGCAGAUCCAACGGUGGCGGGAUGCUUUUCUGCCCCCACUGCGGAGAGGACGCCUCGGAGGCCCAGGAGAUCAUCAUCCCCUCCUGCAGCUCGUCCACGUCCUCCGCCACCACCGUCGUCACCAUGUCGGCCUCUUCCACCACCACCCCGUCUCUGCCUCCAACCGCCCCCAUGGCACCCUCCCUCAACGCGUCCACAGGAGGGAUGAAAGAUGGGAAGAUGCCUGAAAGACCUGUCAGUGCUCGCAUGCGAUCUUAUGGAUUGGCAUCUCUGGCAGUGGAGCAGCAGCAGCAGCAGAAGCAGAAGAAGAAGCAGCAGAAGCAGCAGCAGCAGCAGCCCGUAGCGUCUGCAGCGACUGCUGCUACUGUUCCUCCGGCCGAGGAGGGAGUGGACAGCGUGGGUCCGUCACUCUGCAUGCCAAAUGGGAAGCCAAUCAGCCCAAGUGCACUUCCAGCUGGACCCAGCAGGGCGGCGCUGCAGAAAGCAAUCCUGACGCAGGACACUGAGAGGAGGAAGAAACUGAGGUUUCACCCUCGACAGCUCUAUCCGGCUGCCAAGCAAGGAGAAGUGCAGAGAGUCUUGCUUAUGCUGAUGGAGGGCAUAGAUCCAACGUACCAGCCUGAUUCUCAGAACCGCCGCUCUGCUCUUCAUGCUGCAGCUCAGAGAGGCCUGCUGGAGGUCUGCUACAUGCUGGUACAGGCCGGUGCUCAGGUGGAUGCCAAGGACAAGGAGCUGAGGACUCCCCUGCUGGAGGCCAUCGUCAAUAAUCACAUUGAAGUGGCUCGUUACCUGGUCCAGAACGGCGCCUGUGUCUAUCACGUUGAGGAUGAUGGAUAUACUGGCCUCCAUCACGCGGCCAAGCUGGGAAACUUGGAAAUCGUUAAUAUGCUCCUGGAGACCGGCCAGGUUGAUGUGAACGCACAGGUGAGGGGAAGAGCUAAAAUUCAGUCUUCAAGCUUUCAUGACAGCGGCGGCUGGACGCCAGUGAUCUGGGCAGCCGAGCACAAACACGUUGAGGUGAUCAAAGUGCUGCUGAGCAGAGGAGCGGACGUUUCCAUCACGGACAAGGAGCUGAACGUGUGUCUCCACUGGGCGGCGUAUGCAGGAAGUGUGGACAUAGCAGAGAUGGUGUUAAACGCCGGCUGCUCCCUCGCCUGCGUUAACGUCCACGGAGACACGCCGCUCCACAUCGCCGCCAGAGAAGGCUACCUGGACUGUGUUACUUUGUUCCUGUCCAGAGGAGCGGAUAUUGACGUCAUGAACAGGGAGGGAGACACGCCUCUCACCUUGGCGCGAGCUGACACACCGGUCUGGGUCUCACUACAGAUCAACAGGAAGCUGCGAAGGGGAAUAGCCAAUCGCUUGCUCCGCACAGAAAGAAUCAUCUGCAGUGACAUCGCGCAGGGUUAUGAGAAGGUACCGAUUCCCUGCGUGAAUGCGGUUGAUGAGGAGGGCUGUCCGUCAGAUUACAAAUAUGUUUCAGAAAACUGUGAAACAUCGGCGAUGAACAUAGACCGUAAUAUCACACACUUACAGCACUGUAGCUGCACGGACGACUGCUCAUCUAGUAACUGCCUCUGUGGACAGCUCAGCAUCCGCUGCUGGUAUGAUAAGGAUCAACGGCUGCUUCAGGAGUUCAACAAAAUUGAACCUCCACUCAUAUUUGAAUGCAACAUGGCAUGUUCUUGUUAUCGAACAUGCAAGAACAGGGUGGUCCAGGCAGGAAUCAAAGUCCGUCUGCAGCUCUACAGGACAGAGAAGAUGGGCUGGGGAGUUCGAGCUCUGCAGGACAUUCCCCAGGGAAGCUUCAUCUGCGAGUACGUUGGGGAGCUGAUUUCUGAUGCUGAAGCUGAUGUUAGAGAAGAUGACUCCUACCUGUUUGACCUGGACAACAAGGAUGGGGAGGUUUACUGCAUUGAUGCUCGUUACUAUGGCAACAUCAGCCGCUUCAUCAACCACCUGUGUGACCCGAACCUCAUCCCAGUGCGCGUCUUCAUGCUGCACCAGGACCUGCGAUUCCCCCGCAUCGCUUUCUUCAGCUCCAGGGACAUCCUCAGUGGACAGGAGCUGGGGUUCGACUAUGGAGACAGGUUUUGGGACAUCAAGAGCAAGUAUUUCACGUGUCAGUGUGGAUCAGAGAAGUGCAAGCACUCGGCCGAGGCCAUCGCCCUGGAGCAGAGCAGGCUGGCCCGGCUAGAGGCCUGCUCAGAAUCAGGAGCCGACUUUGGGAUGAGCCUGCUGGGAAACUCAUAGAACUCUUAAUCGUGGGGCCUUUGGAUCGACCACUUUGGUUUUACACGCACAUGCCAGCGAUGGAAAUACACUAUGAAGACGGGAGGCUUACAUUGUAAUCAGUUUACGAUGCAUGGUGCUUUUUUUUUUUUUUUUUUUUUUCUUUAACUUGAAAUUUGUCUUUUUCACAGAAGUGUCACUUUAUUAUUUCCAUUGUGGUAUAGGUCAGAACCUUUCCAUUUUAUAACAGGUAUUCAGAGGAAAAUCCGGAGAUUGCAUAAUUCUGUCUGUACAGUAAUUGUACUGUAUCUCAUAACUUAUGUAUGCCUUGACACAAACAUUGUGCAUGGAGACUCUGUCUCCAUACGCCAAUCAUUUAUGAUCACAUUUUAUGUCUGUAUGUUUUCUCUUGUGCCAACAUACACAGGAUGUUUUGGCACAGGACCGUAACAGAUCACAGAAGCCCGUGCUGAGCUCAAGAACAUGAAUUAUUGUGCGGUUUUUUGGAUGCAUGUGUUACCUUUUUGCCUUGUUUUGUUGUUGAUUGUUUUUUUUUUGUUUUUUU
This is a messenger RNA of Cololabis saira (Pacific saury), 4246 nucleotides long. RefSeq names its product euchromatic histone-lysine N-methyltransferase 2 (gene ehmt2). Gene Ontology annotation, molecular function: zinc ion binding; p53 binding; histone methyltransferase activity. Gene Ontology annotation, cellular component: nucleus. The coding region runs from base 13 to 3702 and encodes 1229 amino acids. The transcript has 28 exons. The record is from RefSeq and is a predicted model, not a curated record. NCBI's taxonomy places the organism in Eukaryota, Metazoa, Chordata, Actinopteri, Beloniformes, Belonidae.